GUUGUAUUAAGUCGUAGUUUUCAGUCAAUAGUUUGCUUGAUUGCUCGUGUAAACUGGUUCUGGGAUUUAUCGUAAGGGGGGGCGUGACCUACUUAGGUACAAUCCGAACCCCUCGCCUAGAUUGAACGGAACGAAACGUCAUAAGGAAAUAGGCGUUACUGUUAUCAGUAAUUCUUUGUUCGCGGAUUGGACGCGAAUACAUACCCCAGGAUUGAGGCUGGGCAGGGAGGAUCUCUUCCCAGCUUCCCCACAGAUUAGUCGGACCCAUCGGGAGGAGCUCCUCUCAUUCAUCCCUUAGCAUGGUAGCAAUGAGUGUUGGAGCUCCUUACAACCUGGAGCCUUAAUCCAACGUCGCCUCAAUGUGGAUGGCGCCGUGCAGUAUCGAAAUGGAAGACAUGUUUGAGAUCCGAUCGGCACUCCUGCCAAGUUAUACAUUGGUGCCUUUCGGCGCCCGGCGUAAAGACGCAAUGAAGAAAUAUCGCUGCCGAAGAGGUAUAUCUAGAUUCGGAUAUCUCGAGAAUCCUGAUAAGAUAGAUAGAUAGAUACCUUAACAGUCAACGCCCAUUCGACUCGAGAUAGCAUUGCAACUUGAAGAAUUAGCAUUGUUACGAAUAUUACCACCAUGUCUUUACCACCUUUCACCCCGGCGACCCCCACUAAAGAGCCCUUGGACUAUGUGAAGCUUGUCAAUCUUGACCUUUCCAAAUUCGAUGACCCAGUCGGACGUCAAGAACUUGCAAGAGAACUGUACGAGGCUGCCACUGGAUAUGGCUUCUUGACACUUACGAAUCAUGGCAUUUCCGAUGAGGUUUAUGCCCGGCAAAUGCAGAUCGCCAAUGCUGUUAUGACUUUGCCGCCGGAAGAGAAGGCUCCGUAUGAAGUUACCCCCGAAGAAGAUGCUCGAGGUCUUUACGUUGGCUUCAAGCCGGCUGGUCCUCUUGGCCACAAGGGCGGUUUCCCUAAGCAACUCGACCACUACAAUAUUCUUGUCCACGACCCCAAGAACCGACCGCAUCCUGAAAUCAUGCGGCCUUAUUUGCAAGAAACAUACGAAGUGAUGCAUUUCAUCCGAAACAAUAUCUUGAAGAAACUGCUCACUUUGAUGGCCAUGAUUCUACAAGUCCCCGAUGAAGUUGUGCAGGCCACACACGCACCGGGCGGUUCCAAGACGGAAUACAUUCGCUACAUGAUGUGCGAACCUCGCCCUAAGGAAGAGAGCGAGAAAUACCGUGACAUCUUUCUGUCCGGCCACACCGAUUGGGGUUCCUGGACUUUCCUCUUCUCGCAGCCUAUUGCUGCGUUGCAGGUUCUAGACCACAAUGAUGGUAAAUACCGAUGGGUUGAACAUCAGCCUAAGGGCCUAGUCAUCAACUUCGGCGAGGCGACUGAGCGUCUUACUGGUGGUCUUUUCAAGGCUACUAUCCACAGAGUCGUGCAGCCGCCCCCUGACCAACGCCACCUCAGACGUAUUGGUGUUAUCUACUUCGCUCGUCCGGCCGACGACCGCGAACUAGUACCAAUCGAGGGCUCUCCCGUGCUGGAAGCAAUGGGGGCUAACAAACCUAUUGAUGACCGAGUAUUCUGCAUGGCUGACUACUUGGAUGCUCGUAAACAUGGCUGGAAGCGCUAUGAAUAUGACAUUGAUAGGCCUGCUGACCCCACAAAGCACGCUGACUUUUUCGCUGGAGAGUAUCCGGACCCAGAUGGUCACAAGAGUCUUGGAAAGUUUGAUAACGUCCCGAGAGACGUAUAUGUGCCUGUCCUGAAGACAUAAUGAAUUGGCUAGUUCAAUCCAUUGGGAGAGUGAUCUUGGUUUCCUGGGUGUUAAAUUGUGCUUUUACCCCUGAAAUCUAGUCUGAAUCUAUCUACAUAUUGAUUUAAUGAAUAUCUACGACUUCUUCUAAC
Messenger RNA from Hypoxylon trugodes, 1905 nucleotides. Its product is annotated as gibberellin 2-oxidase. NCBI's taxonomy places the organism in Eukaryota, Fungi, Ascomycota, Sordariomycetes, Xylariales, Hypoxylaceae. Gene Ontology annotation, molecular function: dioxygenase activity. The transcript has 3 exons. Bases 623 to 1774 code for a protein of 383 amino acids. The record is from RefSeq and is a predicted model, not a curated record.